Molecule: messenger RNA, 12908 nt
Organism: Monodelphis domestica (gray short-tailed opossum)
Lineage: Eukaryota; Metazoa; Chordata; Mammalia; Didelphimorphia; Didelphidae
Gene: IGF1R
Product: insulin like growth factor 1 receptor
Biological process (GO): protein autophosphorylation; positive regulation of kinase activity; positive regulation of phosphatidylinositol 3-kinase/protein kinase B signal transduction
Cellular component (GO): insulin receptor complex; plasma membrane; axon
Molecular function (GO): phosphatidylinositol 3-kinase binding; insulin receptor activity; insulin receptor substrate binding
Source: RefSeq, a predicted model, not a curated record
GUGUGUGUAUGUGUGUGUGUGCGUGCUUUCGGGAGCGCGUGCGCGAGCCCCCAGUGUGUGGCAGCAGCAGCAGCGGCAAAGCGAAGCUGAGGCUCUUGUUUACCAGCAUUAACUCCGCUGAGCAAAAAAAAAAAAAAAAGCAAGCAGAAGAGCGCACUAGGCGAACUAGAGAGAGAGAGGAAGAGGGAGAGGGAGAGCAAAGCUGCAAGCGAAACUGCCCCCUUUGCAACAGCAAUUUUGUAAAAUCCUUGCCAGACCCUCUUAUCCCGCUCGUUUCUCUCCCCCCUCCCCGCCCCUCCACCUUUCUCCUUCCACACCCCUUUCCAGAGGAAUUACAAACCCUUACAACACCUCUUCGGCUUUGACCUUCAGCAAACCGGAUCCCCCCUACGUUCCGGAGAGAGGAAGGUGGGGGGCGGUGUGUGUGUAUGUGUAUGUGUGUGUGUGCAAAAAGGGAAUUACAAACGUUUGCUAUGGGAAAGCAGCCGCCGCGAGAGGGGAUGCAACGCGGAGCCCCAGCCCCGGAGCAGCAGGAGUGCUGAACAGCUUCAGUGUUGCUGCUGGGGCUUUGUGUGUGUCCUGGAUUUUUUGGAAGGCGCCUGUAGCAGCAGCAGUGAGAGAGGAGGAGGGAAAGGAGAGGAGGAGGAGGAGGAGGGGGAAGCCUCUUCAUUCAUUUUUAUUCCGCAUUUUUACCCAUUUUCAGCCUCUUCAGCAACCUGGACUUUGGGGGAUAUUUAAAACUGCGUCGCAUCAUUCCGACGUGGAUACUUUGCGGCGUUUGGAAGCCUUUCCCUCUAUUUUUGGUUGGGCUUGUUUUUCCUUGCAAGGAUUGAUUUGGAUUUUUUUUUCCCUUUCUUUGCAGUUUUUUCCCCCUACUGCCUUUCUGUGUGUGUUUGAAAAUGGAGGUUGAAGAUGCAGACUGCCAGCCUCAAUGUGCUUCAUGUUUGCUACUUCUGUGUCCAUUGUAUCACUGCAGCCAGCGCUGAGGCAGGUUUGUUACCUUUUCUGUAGCAAACACCACAAAUACCUUCAUAUCUAAAGCAUCAAAAUAGCGUUGUUUGGGGACUGUGUGUGUCAGCAUCGACAGCCACAGCAUCGACAACACAUCGACCCACCACGAGGAAAGAAAUAAUUUUUCUAAAAUUACAGUUUUCGAAGGAUCUGUUUUCUCUUCUGGAUUGUUUUUUUCUCCCUUGUUUCUGGAGGGGGUGUGGGGGCGGCAGUGUGAGUUUCGGACUCCCCCCUUCCCCCCCUUUUUUUUUGGAGAAAGGGGAAUUUCGUCCUAAAUAAAAGGAAUGAAGUCUGGCGCCGGAAGAGGGUCCCCGACCUCACUUUGGGGGCUUCUGUUUCUCUUUUCCACACUUUGCCUUUGGCCAACAAAUGGAGAAAUUUGUGGGCCACACAUUGACAUUCGUAAUGAAAUCCAGGAGUUGAAGCGACUAGAAAACUGCACAGUGAUUGAGGGCUACCUCCGAAUUCUACUGAUCUCUAAGGCAGAGGACUACCGGAACUUCCGUUUUCCAAAGCUCACGGUCAUCACCGACUACUUGCUGCUUUUUCGCGUGGCAGGCUUGGAGAGCCUUAGUGACCUCUUCCCUAACCUUACAGUCAUCCGAGGGAAAAACCUUUUUUAUAACUAUGCCUUGGUGAUCUUUGAAAUGACAAAUCUCAAAGAGAUCGGGCUCUAUAACCUUAGGAAUAUCACUCGGGGGGCCAUCAGGAUUGAGAAGAAUUCAGAACUCUGUUACCUCUCCACUGUGGACUGGUCUUUGAUUCUGGAUGCUGUUUCUAACAACUAUAUUGUGGGAAAUAAAAACCCAAAGGAGUGUGGGGACCUUUGUCCGGGGACAAUGGAAGAGAAGCCAUUGUGUGAAAAGACAACCAUUAAUAAUGAGUACAGCUUCCGCUGCUGGACCACAAACCACUGUCAGAAAAUGUGUCCUAGCUCAUGUGGAAAGCGGGCUUGCACAGACCAGAAUGAAUGCUGCCACCCCGAGUGCUUGGGAAGCUGUAGUGCCCCAGACAACAACACAGCCUGUGUGGCUUGCCGCCAUUACUACUACGCGGGCACUUGUGUGCCCACCUGCCCUCCUAACACUUACAAGUUUGAGGGUUGGCGGUGUGUUGACAAAGACUUCUGUGCCAGCGUUCUCAGUGCUGAAACCAGCGAAUUUGAAAAGUUUGUGAUCCACAAUGAUGAGUGCAUGCAGGAGUGUCCCUCUGGGUUCAUACGGAAUGGGAGCCAAAGUAUGUACUGCAGCCCCUGUGAAGGCCCUUGCCCUAAAGUCUGUGAGGGGGAAAAGAAGACGAAGACAAUUGAUUCUGUAACUUCAGCACAAAUGCUGCAGGGAUGCACUGUCUUCAAAGGCAAUUUGCUCAUUAAUAUCCGACGAGGCAAUAACAUAGCCUCUGAACUGGAGAAUUUCAUGGGCUUGAUUGAGACUGUUACAGGAUAUGUGAAGAUUCGCCAUUCACAUGCCUUAGUCUCUCUGUCUUUCUUGAAAAAUCUACGCUAUAUUUUAGGAGAAGAACAGCUGGAAGGGAAUUACUCUUUCUACGUCCUUGAUAACCAGAAUUUGCAGCAGUUAUGGGACUGGAACCUCCAUAAUCUGACAAUCAAAGAAGGGAAAAUGUACUUUGCUUUUAAUCCCAAAUUGUGUGUUUCUGAAAUUUAUCGAAUGGAGGAAGUGUCAGGAACUAAAGGUCGCCAGAGCAAAGGGGACAUAAACACUAGGAACAAUGGAGAAAGAGCCUCUUGUGAAAGUGACGUUUUGCAUUUCAUUUCCAACACUACAAUGAAGAACCGGAUUAAGCUAACAUGGCAACGGUAUCGUCCUCCUGAUUACAGGGAUCUUAUUAGCUUUACUGUUUACUUCAAAGAGGCACCAUUCAAGAAUGUCACUGAGUAUGACGGACAAGAUGCAUGUGGCUCUAAUAGCUGGAAUAUGGUUGAUGUGGACCUCCCUCCAAAUAAAGAUGUCAAACCUGGAAUUUUACUGCAGGGAUUGAAACCUUGGACCCAGUAUGCUAUCUACGUCAAAGCAGUUACUCUCACAAUGGUGGAGAAUGACCACAUCCGGGGAGCAAAAAGUGAAAUUGUGUAUAUUCGUACCAAAGCUGCAGUUCCUUCUAUUCCCUUGGAUGUUAUUUCAGCAUCUAAUUCGUCCUCCCAGCUCAUUGUGAAGUGGAAUCCUCCUUCCCUCCCAAAUGGUAACUUGUCUUACUACAUAGUAAGAUGGCAGCGACAGCCUCAAGAUAGUUACCUCUACCGACACAAUUAUUGUUCCAAAGACAAAGUCCCUAUUAGAAAAUACGCUGAUGGGACCAUUGACGUUGAAGAGGUUACUGAAAAUCCUAAAACCGAAGUCUGUGGUGGGGAGAAAGGACCUUGCUGUGCUUGUCCUAAGACGGAGGCCGAGAAGCAGGCAGAAAAAGAAGAGGCCGAGUACAGAAAAGUCUUCGAGAAUUUUCUGCACAAUUCUAUCUUUGUACCCAGACCUGAAAGGAGGCGGAGGGAUGUCUUCCAAAUUGCCAAUUCUACGAUGCCCAGUCGGAACAGGAACACUACAGUGGCUGAUCACUUCACCAACAUGUCAGACGCAGAAGAGAUUGAAACAGAAUACCCAUUCUUUGAGAGCCGAGUGGAUAAUAAAGAGAGGACUUUAAUUUCUCAUCUCAGGCCUUUUACUUUGUACCGAAUUGAUAUUCAUAGUUGCAACCAUGAAGCUGACACUCUUGGCUGCAGUGCUUCUAACUUUGUCUUUGCCAGGACCAUGCCAGCAGAAGGGGCAGAUAAUAUUCCUGGGCCCGUGCUGUGGGAAGAAAGGCCAGAUAAUACUGUCCACUUGAAGUGGCCAGAACCUGAAAAUCCCAAUGGACUGAUAUUAAUGUAUGAAAUAAAGUAUGGUCAGCAAGUAGAGGAUCAGCGGGAAUGUAUUUCCAGACAGGAAUACAGGAAAUUUGGAGGGGCCAAGCUUACACGGCUGAACCCUGGGAACUAUUCAGCCCGUGUUCAGGCCACCUCUCUUUCUGGGAAUGGAUCAUGGACUGACCCUGUAUUCUUCUAUGUCCCACCCAAAAGACAAGACUAUGAAAACUUCCUUCACUUAAUGAUUGCUCUCCCUAUCGCAGGAUUAUUUAUAGUUGGUGGGUUGCUGAUAAUGUGGUAUGUCUUCAAUAAAAAAAGAAACAGUGACAGAUUAGGGAAUGGAGUUCUAUAUGCAUCUGUCAAUCCAGAGUACUUCAGUGCUGCAGAUGUAUAUGUUCCAGAUGAAUGGGAGGUACCUCGAGAGAAGAUCACCAUGAGCCGAGAACUUGGGCAGGGUUCAUUUGGGAUGGUAUAUGAGGGAACUGCUAAAGGAGUGGUGAAAGAUGAGCCUGAAACCAGGGUUGCCAUCAAAACAGUCAAUGAGGCAGCAAGCAUGCGAGAGAGAAUUGAAUUUCUCAAUGAAGCUUCAGUAAUGAAAGAAUUCAAUUGUCAUCAUGUGGUGCGGUUGCUUGGGGUAGUGUCCCAGGGACAGCCAACGUUGGUCAUCAUGGAAUUGAUGACAAGAGGGGAUCUCAAAAGUUACCUCCGAUCUCUGAGGCCAGAGACAGAGAAUAAUCCAUGCCAGAUGCUUCCAACCUUAAAGAAGAUGAUUCAGAUGGCUGGAGAGAUUGCUGAUGGCAUGGCAUAUCUCAAUGCCAACAAGUUUGUCCACAGGGAUCUGGCUGCAAGGAAUUGCAUGGUUGCCGAAGAUUUCACAGUCAAAAUCGGAGAUUUUGGUAUGACAAGAGAUAUCUAUGAGACAGAUUACUACCGAAAAGGAGGUAAAGGAUUAUUACCUGUUCGAUGGAUGUCUCCAGAGUCACUUAAGGAUGGAGUCUUCACAACCCAUUCUGAUGUUUGGUCCUUUGGUGUUGUCCUCUGGGAGAUUGCAACAUUAGCAGAGCAGCCCUAUCAGGGCAUGUCUAAUGAACAAGUUCUCCGGUUUGUUAUGGAGGGUGGCCUUCUAGAGAAACCAGACAACUGCCCCGAUAUGCUGUUUGAAUUGAUGCGUAUGUGUUGGCAGUACAAUCCCAAAAUGAGACCUUCUUUUCUGGAGAUCAUUGGCAGCAUCAAAGAUGAGCUGGACCCAGGCUUCAAGGAGGUCUCCUUCUUCUACAGUGAAGAGAACAAGCCUCCAGACACGGAAGAGUUGGACCUAGAGACUGAGAACAUGGAGAGCAUUCCCUUAGACCCUUCCUCCACCCUCCAGCCGGCUGACAAACACUCAGGACAUAAAGCCGAGAAUGGGCCUGGUGUGGUGGUCCUCAGGGCCAGCUUUGAUGAAAGGCAGCCUUAUGCGCACAUGAAUGGAGGACGCAAGAACGAAAGGGCCUUACCUUUGCCCCAGUCUUCAGCCUGCUGAUCCUUGGAUCCAGAAUCCCAUGCAAACAGUAACACACGUACACUGGGGUUGGGGAGGGGGGGGUGGAGGGAAAAAGAAAUUUAACAAUAUAUUCAAAAGCCUACUGUACCUCAGUGGAUCUUCAGAACUGCCAUCGCUGCACACAGGAGACCCCUAUCUUCAGUAAACAACACAUUGAAGAUUUUUUCUUUUUUUUUUUCAAUAUGCAAGCAGAUGUUUGUUUCAGUAAAGGAUUCCUCAAAUGAGGCGGGCCUUUAAAAACUUUACUGGUAACAUUUAAUAGCAACAGAAAACUUGAGGUCUGAUUUUCCUCUCUCUCUCUCUCUUCCCCUGUCGUCUUUUUUUAUAUCCAUCUCUGUCCUCUCACACACAGUACAUUCUCUCUUGGCUUCUUAAGGAGAAACAUAUCUGCGUGCAAAUCCAACCAUAAAGCACUUUUUAUCAGAUCAAAGAAAUGGCUGGCUGAGUGGCCCCUAUUACCCCCUUGCAAGCACCUGCCUAACAAUAUAUAGGUCUUUAUAAAAUCAAGUUAAGAGACUGGAUUUUUAACCCUGCUCUUUCAACCUUUUUAAUAACUCAUGAAAUUUUAAAAGGGCCAUCGUUCAUUCGAGGUUGUUACCAUUUUCAAUGCUGCCAAAUUUUGCCAAAAACCCAAACUUUUCUUUUUCCUUAAAUUUUUUUUCUUGUUGUUGUCAUAGGCAUGGAAAGAGCACAGUAAUCAAUUUUGCUCCAUACAAAACAAAACAAAACUCUAGUCAUCUUCUCCACCCAAUCAGACACUGGUAUUCUUUUUACAUUUUACUUUUAAAAAGAAAUCAAAUUGCUUUUUGUCUAUCUAGAUUAUUGUUAUUUUGGGGAACUGGACAAAAUAUUCCUUUCUUGUGAUGGAAGUGGGAAGGAACUGAACUGAUUUCCCCCUAACCCCCCCCCCCCUACCUCCUCUCCACUCUCUGGCCCCUGGGAAUUCUGGAGAAAACUGGCAGUGGUGAGAGCCAGAAAUACACGCUUCACACACACAGUCAGCCGCACGCCAAACUCCCCUCACCCAGCCCCUCCUCCCCAUUCAUCUUUCCCCACCUCACCCCCACCCCCCAAGGACACAAACCAGAAGGGAUCUCCAGUGAUGCAGCCUGCCCCUCUUUACAGGUUUGCAAGGAAAGAAAUUUAAAACAAAACGACACAAAUGAGAAGAAAAAGCAGUAAAUGGAUUCAAGCAUAUUAAGCUUUGUUGACAUUUUCUCUGUUAUUAAGACUUCUUAAAGGGUCUUAACAGUUCUCUGUUAGACCGUGGAUCAUUUGCAUACACAUCGUCUUUAAUGUCACUUUUAUAACUUUUUUACGGUUCAGAUACUCAUCUAUAUGUCUGUACAGAAGAAAAAGCUGCUAUUUUUUUUGUUCUUUAUCUUUGUGGAUUUAAUCUAUGAAAACCUUCAGGUCUACCCUACUUCCCUUUCCCCCUUCCAACAAAGUUCUUAUGCUUUGAACUAUAGUGUGUAACUUUCUUCUUCUCCCAGUAAUUGAUACUUGUAUAACAUGAUUUGCCAUGAACUGUUUGAUGCCUUUUUAUAAAUGCAUUUCCCUUCCUUGUUCCCACCCCCAUUAGUUGUUUUUUUUUUUUAAACACAUUAGCUAUGUGGGCACAGGGCUCAAGAGGAAUAUGGGAAUUGGGGGUAAAGGAAGAUGCAUGUCCCCUGAUCAUCCUCUUCAGUGCAGCCUAGGGGUUCUUUUUAUGACAUUCUCAUUCUCCCUCCCUUCACCCACUUCCUUAACCCAUACCCACAUAGCACUCGAGUCUGUUACAGUGCAAGGCAUGAUACAAACUCAGGUCAGAAAAAAAAAAGGUUAAAUAUUUAGUACAUUCUUGUUCAGUGUUCAUAUUCAUCAUUGUCGAAGAGUCUCACCAUCUCCCUUGCCUUUCUUUUGAUUGUGACACACACAUAUAUAUCUAUCUCUAUCUCUCUUUUUCUCUCUUGCUCUCUCUCUACAUAUAUAAAUAUAUAUAUAAGUAUAUAUAAAUAAUAUCUAUUUUUUUAAUUGUUGGGUACAACAGCGGUUUAACUGCAGACACUAGGCAUUUGGGUCACUAUUUUUUAAAAAGAAUAUUUUAACCCUUCCAUCCCAUGAACAACAGCUGCUUCAUCCAAAUCCUUCUCCGCAGAUAGAUCACCAUGUCACAUGAGUGACCCUAAGAGCACUGAUUUGAUCAGAUUUAACCAUUUUUCUAGUUGGAAAAAUAACAAAAAGAACAGUUUUUGAAUUGUACUUUUUUCCUACCUUCCCCACUCCCUACCCCAACUUCUCCCCCACAAGCAGCUACUUAAGAAAAUUGCAUCUGAAUGAGACUAGGCAAAAAGUGAGCUAAGUGGUUGACAUCCGCAGAUUGUUGAAAAAGCUGAACCAUGGGAAACUGUUUGGAUCUGGUGGUCUGGAUGUAGACCUGACACCAGACCAAGUAGCUUGUUUCAUCUGCAAAAGCCUUGGUAGCUGGGGCAAGGCACAAAAACUCAAGGUGUUUGUUAAGGUCAGUACCCACGUUUGCUUUUGGCAUUGCUCCCAUGAGGGAUGGCAGCCCAAGAGUUGUUCUGGGAUGGAAAUGUUUAAAUUUUGGAAUAAGAACAAAGAAUUAAAAUAGAAUAUAGUUGUGACUGGAGAUUAAAAAAAAACAAAAACAAAAAAAGUUUGUAGUGCUUUUUGCUUGUAUAGUUUGAGUCCCACUUUCUUCUCUAGCCUCUGUCCGAUAGUUAUUUUCCCUUUAAAAAAAGAGAAAAGAAAAAAAAGAAGAAAAAGUUAAUUAAGAAGGUAUUCUAUGUAGGAUUUUUUAAUUUAUUUUUUUUUUUGUGAUAUCAGUUUAAAUCACUGUAGAGAUGCCCCAUAAUGAAUUUAAAUACUGAGAUAUGGGUUUUUGUGUAUGACGGGGACAGUUUUUGAUUUUUUUCGAACAUUUAUCUACCUCACUCUUAUUUUUUAUAUGUGUAUAUAUAUAAAAAGAAUACAUCUCACAUUUCUCAGCACCUGACAAUAUGCCGUUGAUACUGGUAACCUCAUUCACACUACAGACCACAUACACUAGGUUAUAGAGAGGAGUGGCCAGUACUUUAUUCCAAGGGGUCAAAGCAUUCUAACUCAUCUGUCUCCUAACAUUUCCAAACAGCUUGCCUUUUCCUAUUGUUUUUCUUGGGUUUUUUUGUUUGUUUGUUUGUUUUAAAACUGUGGGAUAGGAAGAAGUCAGAGAGCCCAGAGAGGCUUCUGUGACUUAGCAUAGUCGUGUUAGGGAACCUAGGGGUAUUUGUUUGUUUGUUUGCUCUCUUGAGGCUGCUGUCAUAAACGAAGCAACCAUUGCAGCCUGGGAGAGUGGCUACUUGUCCAUCCAUGUCUAAUGAUAACUGUCUCUGAAACUGACUGCUCUAUGCGAAUUGAAUGAUGAAUAACUUAUUCAUAAGCCAGAGCCAGUUGUUUACAAAGUUUCCAGGAUUGGGGUGGUACUGAGUGAAGCAAAUAGCCUUUCUGUUAAAAUUCCAUAGACUGGCAUAAGUUGUUUUUUGUUACCUCCUCUCAGAUGCCACUUGCACCAUGGAUUCUACCAUGAAUCACAAGUCCAGGAAAGCUUUGGUAGGAAAAUGCAGCCCUUGUUGAGUUGUAUAGUGCUCUAAAAGUUACCAAUUGGGAAAUUAUAGUUCUUAACGUUUGCCAUUGCUUCUUACCAAGAGUUGCAGAUCUCUCACAGGUAAUAAUGAAUAAUCCAAAACAGAAUUUGCUGGAUAGCAAUUUUCUCUACUCUUCCCUACUUCUCUCUUGGUCUCUUUUUUUGGUCUCCUAGAAAGAAAAAGCAACACUAUACCAAACUAUGGAUUCUAAGGGACUGUCGAUCAAAUUUUACUUUCCCUUUCAGAGUUUUUAACUGAUUACUGUCUACUUGUCCUAACCUAAUCCUGCCAUUAAUAUGGCCUGACUCACCUGAUUCUGGCAGCUGCCCUCGUAGAGGGCUCUGAUGGCAGUAUUUGAGAAACAUAUGGUCAACUUUACCAAGGUAGGGAUGGCUUCUUGAAAAAUUCAGCUUUAUCAUUGAGCUCAGGAGCACUCUCUGUCCUUGGGGAGAGCAUUACUUUUCUCAGAGGUCCUCUGAGUUCCCAAGAUCAUAAUAUUUUAUCAGGGUUUUCCUCUCUUUCUUAAGUGACCCCUUGGUGUAGUGACCCCUCCUCUUUUUUGCACAUACUGGUUUCCACAACUGGAGAUCUGCAGAUCAUUCAGCUGGCUAUGAGGGUUUUGUUAAAACUGUCCAAGUUGUGUGUGUUUUUUUUUUAAUAUAGGUGGUUUAAAAAAAAAGUAGGAAAAAACACUAACAAUGUAGCGCCCAUCAUGAAAAAAAAAACAUUUCAGAAGCACUUAACUAAAAAGAACAUAAGCCUAUGUGAUGGUGCAGUCAUCUUUCCAGGACCAAGCCACCUUCGCUAUACCAAGGCAUUUUAUAGUCACAGUUCUAGUCUGAUUUCAUGUUGAUUUCCACCGCUCUUUGAUUUUUCUUCUUUGUGUAAUCCAAAUAGCUUUAUGAAUCUGAAUUGUGGCAUUUUCCAUGCAAUCUCCUCUUAACAGUAAAUCACACUGCUUUAGUAAUGUGAACCACUGAGAAUCGACAUUGGCUUUUGUAUUGGCAUUAUAUAAUUGUUCUGUGCAGCCUAUUCCUGAGACACCACCAGCUUGUCUGCUCUGGAAAACUUGUCUAAUGUCACCUGUUAGAACCAAACGGUAGCACUUCUCAUUUGUAUCACGUGAGAAGAUGCUACUAAACUCUGUACGACACAAGAUUGCCGCCAUGGAGGGAACAAGGCAACUUUCAUGUCUAGCACUGGGCCAUUCUUCUAGCCUCUCUCAUCCUCUUUGGAAGUGUUUCAGUGGUCAAGGAGGUGGUUUAGUUUUUAGUAAACAAACACAUAAAAAGAAGGUGGCUAUUGUGGAACUACCAAAGCAUGCCAUACUUGGUAUCAAAUUUUGUUUGGGAAGAUAGAAAUAUCAGCCAAGUGUGAUGCUAAAUUUGAGGCCAGUUCAUGUUCCACCAAAGCCUCUUUCUCACUGUGACAGCUCCGUUCUGUAAGCAGGUUGUGAUACAUACUUUGGUCGUGGUUUGUUCUCACUGAAGCUCAAAUUGGUGGGAAAGCCCAAGGUGCUGUGAUCAGCUGGUCCCCAGAUGUUGCUUUGAGAUUCUCGGAGAGCAGUUUUGAGUUGUAGAGGAAAAGUCUAGUCCAACCUAAUGACACUCCUCCAUGAAAUGCCCUACCCAUUCCAGUAGCAAGCAUACCAGUAAUGUCUUUAAGGUUUGGGUUUUGGUGUUGUUGUUUUGUUGUUGUUUUUUUUAAUUAAUGUUACUCUUUUGUUUGUCAACUGUCUAUUAUUUCCUGGGCUAAGCAACGAUGGGAAGGUACCAGAGAUCCACUCCUUAAGAACCAGUGAUGAAGUUCAAACUUUGUAACUCUACUCUGAAGUAGUUGGUGGUACAAAUAAGAUUUCAAAGAGAAGAUAUUGUUUAGAUUAAACAUUUAUUGCCAGAGAUGCUGAAGAUACAGACCUGAGACAGGCCAGAAUGCUUUUAAUUUUGGCACUCAACUAAGAGGACUGGUUAUUCUUAGUAAAAACAUAUGAAUGACUGUUGCUGGUUCAAUAAUGAGUCAGUCAAUAGGAAGCCAAAUCUACUAUACUGAUAUAUUAAAAGGCUAUGGAAUUGAGGACAUAAGGGUACAGAGCUUAGAAGUUUGGGGGAUUUUCUGCUCUUGAUGGCUUCUGAAGGUCUCAGAUCACAUCAAAGCUUAGAAAUCUUACAAGAUCACUUGGUUCCUAUGAAUAAACCAUCUAAUGUCCUGCUUUGGAAACUGUUACCAAGGAAUUUGCUUCAAAUUGGUCAAUGAUAUGAAUUUCUGAUGCAGGUGUCAUUUCUGGGAUAUGUCUUUAGUUUUUACCUAAUGGCAUUACCCAUUUGUGUGUGUGUGUUUCAGCAUCUUUUUGGUAAACAUUAUGUUAAUUAGUGAUUCAUUAGCAUUUUCAAUAGGGCUCUUAAGUCCAGUAGAUUACGGGUAGUCAGUUGACGAAGAUCUGGUUUACAAGAAAUAAUUAAAUGUUUCAUUGCAUUUUUGUAAGUACAUAGAAUAAUUUUAUAAAAUGUUUGUAGUUUAUAAAUGCCUAAAAUAAUUUAAAGGCACUUUUUUCUCUGUGUGUGCAAAUGUGUGCAUGUGAUCAAUUUUUUUGAGGGUACCAGUUUACUAGUUAGCUUUACAGUAUGCCAAAAAGGAUCUUUACCUUCCCCAAACCGUGGUCACCCCUCCCCCCCAUCCCCACCCCUCAAGCUUUGUGCCCUGGUUUAUAAAAAAGGAAUGGUGAUAUUGAUGGAAUUAGUAGUUCUGUAUCUUCAGUAUCUUGGUCUUCCAGAACCCUCCAGUUGGGGGUGGGGAUCAUCUCUAGCUGGUCAUUGCGCUUUAUAGUGUAGCUAACUCAACAAAUUGAAAGAACCUCAUUGGUUAUGGAAACAGAAUGAGUGUUAUGGCAAACUAAGCAGCCCAAGUCACAUUAUUUAAUACCUGGUUUUGUUGUUUUGUGGUAAUUGUUGUGAAAUGCCAGAUAAAUUGAAGGAUUUGACUACACAGCAGACAGCCUAACAGUUUUUAUAGUGAUCAUGGCAUACAGAUUUAUUCCUUUAAAAUAUUCUGUAUGCAAAAUAUGCCAUUUGGUUAGCUGCCUUGUAUCAUGAUUAAAGCUUUGUUUAAAACUAACAAGGAAGAGUCCCUAUUUAUUUUUAUUUAAGUUGGAACACCGAAGAUACAUUUUUCUGCUCCAAAAAAAAAUAUUUCCUGCCUCUGCUUCCCCCAGCUUCUGACAUAUGAUAGGCUAUGCCUACACAACCCCACAACAAUUCACAUCUUUGAAAAUAGCUGGAUGUUUUGCACUAUGGCAACAAAAGGUCUGAUUGGUUGGUUUUUUGUUCUUUUUUUACUUUUCGUCCAGAUGUUUGGUGUUGUGUAGACACAGCCAUGGAGAAAAUAGAUGCCUUGAGAAAACACCUUUCUGUUUUCUAAGCCAGUGAGGUUUGAGGUGAAAGGAUUGGCCAGAGUUUGUCUACCUCUGGGAUGAAAACAAAACCAGAAAGCUCUAUGGAACUGAUGCAUUGCAAAUACUACAUUUUCCAAGUUUUCUUGUUUAAAAAAAGUUUUUUAAAAAAUAAAAAAAUAAUAACAUGGCCAAUUUGUUACAUAAAAUGACUUUCUGUGUAUAAAUUAUUCCUAAAGAAAUUCCUGUGUUUAUAUAAAAUGAAUCAGUAGAUGAUGAAAAAAAUUUCAAAAUGUUUUUGUAUAUUCUGUUGUAAGAAUUUAUUCCUGUUAUUGCGAUAUACUCUGGAUUCUUUACAUUAUGAAAAAAAGAAACUUUGUCUAUUUUGAAUGGCUGAAGCUAAGGCAACUUUAGUUUCUCUUACUCAGCUUUUUUCUAGUAGUUACAGUACUACAUGAUUUUAAGUUAAAUAAAAGAAUUCUGUAUGCA